UUUACCUCCCUCCCUUCAGUCAUUCAUCAACGCUCAGUCCCGUCCACACCCACCACCCCACAGCCCACAACAAACAGAGUGUGUGUUGCGUUUUCUCCGCUAACCCCUCCCAACAAAACCCUCUCCUCCGCCUUCGCAAGCAAGCCACCUCCGCCGGAUUCCUCUCGCCGUCGCUAUUCUUCCUCCCCUUCCCUCCGCUCGCCUCAGCGGGCCGGCGACGACGACGACCCGGACCUGCAUUGAUUUGUUUCGGGGUUAAGCAAUGGCAUUGUUGGACUGGAUUGAGUUGUCUGAUGACGAGGAGGUGACAGUCAAAGAAAAACUUCCUCCAGAAAAAGUCAAAGAAGAAUUUCCUCCAACAAAUGUCAAAGAAGAAUUUCCUCCCACAAGAGUGAAAGAAGAACUGGAUACUCAUAUACAUGGGACAGCGCAGUUGGAAGUAGAAAUUGUUGAUUUAACCAUAGAAGAAGCUGACGUUGAAGAGGAUAGGAAUGCUCACGGGAAAGGGGAUGCUGCUCAGGGGGCAACAACAUCACAUAGACAACAGUUUCUUGCACCUCAUGGACAAGGCGAGGCAGCUCAGACAGUGGUACCAAGACAAGAGUUUCUUGCUGCUGCUAAUGGUGUGGAAGAGUUUCUUGUAAUAGGUGAUGUUGCACAAGAGGCUAUGCAGUCUGGAAAUCAGGAUUUUGCUGCAGCAGUUGAUUGCGCAGAAGAGGCCACGCAUUCUGAAAAUGCAGAUGAAGCUGGCCCAUCAUUGUUUACAGAACAAGGUGCCGCGGCAGGUGAUUGCGGUGAAGAGGCUAUGCAGCCUGGAAAUCAGGAUUUUGCUGCAGCAGUUGAUUGUGCAGAAGAGGCCAUGCAGUCUGAAAAUGCAGCUGAAGCUGGCCCAUCGUCGUUUACAGAGCAAGGUGUUGCAGCAGGCGACUGCAGUGAAGAAGCUUUGCAGCCCGGAAUUCAGGAUUUUUCUGCAGCAGUUGAUUGCGCAGAAGAGGCCAUGAAGUCUGAAAAUGCAGCUGAAGCUGGCCCAUCAUUGUUUACAGAACAAGGUGCCGCGGCAGGUGAUUGCGGUGAAGAGGCUAUGCAGCCUGGAAAUCAGGAUUUUGCUGCAGCAGUUGAUUGUGCAGAAGAGGCCAUGCAGUCUGAAAAUGCAGCUGAAGCUGGCCCAUCGUCGUUUACAGAGCAAGGUGUUGCAGCAGGCGACUGCAGUGAAGAAGCUUUGCAGCCCGGAAAUCAGGAUUUUUCUGCAGCAGUUGAUUACGCAGAAGAGGCCAUGAAGUCUGAAAAUGCAGCUGAAGCUGGCCCAUCAUUGUUUACAGAACAAGGUGCCACGGCAGGUGAUUGCGGUGAAGAGGCUAUGCAGUCUGGAAAGCAGGAUUUUGUCGCAGCAGUUGAUUGCGCAGAAGAGGCCAUGCAGUCUGAAAAUGCAGCUGAAGCUGCCCCAUCAUCGUUUACAGAAGGUGUAGCAGCAGGUGAUUUUGCUGAAGAGGCUAUGCAGUAUAACCAUGAAGACAAAGCUGCUGAAUGCUCGUCAAUGACACGACAAGCUGCUUCAUCAUCCUUGUCAAUGACAGAACAAGGUGCUACUACAUCCUCACUAAGGACAGCGCAACAGAGUCACAAGAGAGAUGCAUUGAUAGAUUCCCCUCCCAUCGCAACUGUGGCGCCUUUUCCCCGGCAAUUCUGGAAGGCUGGGGAGUACAAGGUUGCUUCCCGAGCUUCCAUCAACAAUGGCCAGAACUGCUUAAGGAUUAAUCCCAAGUUUCUUCACUCGAAUGCUACGUCACACAAGUGGGUAUUUGGUGCUAUUGCAGAACUGCUCGACAACGCUGUUGAUGAGGUGCAGAACGGGGCAACCUAUGUGAAAAUAGAUAAAAUGAAAUAUUCUCCUGUUGGAGAGUAUUCGUUAAUGAUACAAGAUGAUGGAGGCGGUAUGAGUCCUGAGUAUCUUCGACACUGUUUGAGCUUCGGAUUCUCCAAUAAAUGCACGAAUUCAUCAAUUGGACAAUAUGGAAAUGGCUUCAAAACCAGCACAAUGAGGCUUGGGGCAGAUGCUAUCAUAUUCAGCUGCAGAAAAGCUAAUAGCAGAUUGACACGAAGUGUUGGGCUGCUCUCUUACACAUUCCUCAAAGGAACCGGCUGCGAUGACAUAUUAGUGCCAGUGGUUGACUAUGAAUUUGAUCCUUCAUCCCGCAAUUUCAAGAGGAUAAUGGACCGUGGUGAAAAACAUUUUUCUUCCAAUUUGUCCACUCUUUUGAGGUGGUCUAAAUUUUCUACAGAAGAUGAUUUAUUGAAUCAAUUUGAGGACAUGGGAUGCCAUGGCACAAAAAUUGUUGUAUUCAACUUGUGGCUCAAUGAUGUGGAUGAAAUGGAGCUUGACUUUACAACUGACGAUGAGGUGACAUUUGUUUCUCUCGGCGACUCUACUCCAUAGAUUUCAAAUUUCAGUAUUCCUUGUUUUUAUGAUGUACUUCAAAACUAAGGAUAA
This is a messenger RNA of Triticum urartu, 2488 nucleotides long. The record is from RefSeq and is a predicted model, not a curated record. NCBI's taxonomy places the organism in Eukaryota, Viridiplantae, Streptophyta, Magnoliopsida, Poales, Poaceae.